Molecule: messenger RNA, 2083 nt
Organism: Fusarium verticillioides 7600
Lineage: Eukaryota; Fungi; Ascomycota; Sordariomycetes; Hypocreales; Nectriaceae
Exons: 4
Coding region: 731-1375 (214 amino acids)
Biological process (GO): vesicle-mediated transport
Cellular component (GO): membrane
Source: RefSeq, a predicted model, not a curated record
GGAAUCGAUGGGAUCCAAUCCAAGGAUAGAACCACACACCCAACCCCAACCCAUCAACUUCCCAGCUUAGUGCCGCCCUCCACUAUCAACGACCAACAUCAUCCCUUUCCAAACGCCCCGAUAGACCACAGUCCCCAUUCUCUUCUCUUUGGCGCGCAACAUAGGUACUCCGGUCGACUUUUGUCACGCAUCUAUCUGCCUUUGCUCUUAUCGCUGCCACCUUCGCCAUUUUCGAGCGGUACGCGCGGUCGCCUGCAACCCCCUUGGCCCCAACACUCCAACCUCAGCCCCAGAGGACUCGUAGUCCUUCGUGCCUAUUGAGGUUACUGUCACCUUGCGUAAAACAACAUCGUCAACGACAGGUCUAAGCUCUAUAGGCGACAGAUCGCGGUAGGCAGCCAGCUUUGUCCGCCUUGUUAACCAAGGCUCUGCCUCUAUAUCAUGGGUACUCGUCGACUGACCACAUCAACCACGAUGCCAGAUUUUCCAAGGAAGUGGAUAUUACUGUUCCAAGUUAUAUUAUUAGUUUUAUACGAGGCCGCCUUUGUCGCCCGUCUUGCGUUAAUCCCAUCCCACCCUCCACCGCGUCUACGAACUGGACCUCCAGCCCGAAUCUGGAUCUCAUCCUGAACCUGAACCUGCGCCGCACGAUCGACCUAGCCGCUCCGUCCCUGUCCCGCGAUCGCUGAACCUGUCCAUUACGUUUCCGCCCCUCUGGUCCCCUGUUGCUAUGGCCUCUUCCUCCUUCAGAGAUUCGAUAAACUCCCUCGGCUGGAGUCGCCGUGAUGAGCCAGUAAAUACUGCUCAGCAGAGCGGGUUACUCUCCUCACUUCAGAGUUUGAAUCCCUUCCAAGGAGGCAGCGGUUAUGUCCGUCUACCUACCACCGAAAGCUCCGGCGCACCUCUCCCUGCGCCCACUCGACGUGAAGAAGAGGAAGGAUGGUUUGUUCUUAGUCGAUGGGAUCGCUUGUUGAUCUUUGGGGCUUGUAACCUCGCUGCUGUGGCAUGUUUCGUCAUCUGCUUCACUCUAUUCCCCGUACUCUCUCUCAGGCCACGCAAGUUUGUCAUAUUAUGGUCGGUUGGAUCACUAAUGUUCCUGGCCUCCUUCGCUGCGGUAAUGGGCCCCAUGAACUACGUUUAUCACCUUCUUUCGACACCUCGACUGCCGUUUACUGCGGCGUACUUCGGCUCUAUCACGUUAACCCUGGUGUUUGCCUUGAAGCUUCACAGCACCAUUCUCACCUUAUUCUCCGCUCUCGUUCAACUUGCCUGUCUGCUCUGGUACUUGAUCAGUUACUUCCCUAUGGGAUCUACUGGACUGCGCUUUGCCACAUCGUUUGGUGCAAGGCAAGCAACAGCAUGGAUGACUGGCUAGAAAAGUCCCUUGACUACAAGGAGUACAGAAUUUUCGUACUUAAUACGUUUCACGAUGUUUCUAGGCUCCAAGGACCCAAGUCCUCCUGUACACCAACUGUCUGACUUGUGUAACAUUAGCAGCAACUUGAUCAUAACGCCAUGGAUUCAGGCAGCAGUAGAACGGUUUUACGAGAACAGCUGUCGAUUUAGGAUAAAAGCAAAUGCCUAUGUAUAAUUUUUUUGUCAUUAUACAUAGCAUACUUGUAAUCAAGUUUGAGUCUUGUUAUGGUAUGUACCCAGUCAAAGUACUCCAGUCAUCGUUUGACACAGUAAACCCAUUCAUGUCCUCACAUGGUCUUAAUCUCUAUUUUCCUAGUAUAUAAUCAAGUCUCAGACUACUAAGGUACCUACUUGAGGAUUUUGCACCAGUAUCAGACAGUUUCCAUGUGGUGAUUGGCGAUUAGGUAAUCGUUGCCCUUUCGGGCAACUUGUCAGGUGCUGUAUCCAAUGAACAAACCCAUAUACAAGUUUGGCAUUGGUUUGUAAUGAAACCUGGGAUUCUGCAGCUACUUGGAUGUAAAGUGAAUGAAACCUCAGAAUUGGAAGAUUACUAGGUAGGUACGCAGGUUUAUCGCUGAAUGGUUACCUAGUACUUUGAAUACAACGGUGUUAGAUCAGAAAAAAGUUCUUCUGAAAUCGACAGGAAAUUAACCUUAUUAAUCAGAUA